CUUGAUUGACUCUGUCUCACUUGUAAAAAUAAUCAUUUCUGAUGUGGAAUGAUUGACCCCCGAUCUCAUAGGCUUUCAAAUUGGUAACAUCUCUCCCGAUGACCCCACCAUAACUUUUCAUACCCAGUGCCUGAAGUGUACCUCCAAUAACUUGGCAACCCACAACUUCGACACCUUUCGAAGACGACACAUCAUGGCGGACGCGGAGCUAGACGCAAUCAGAAAAGCGCGCCUUCAACAGCUCAAGGCGCAAGGCGGGGCAGGUAGCCAAGGCGGUGCGGGCGGCGGCCCAGCAGGACAAGGCCAAGGUCAGGAACAACAGAAACAGCAAAUCGAGACUAACACUGACAAUCACCACUCCACAGCCGAAGCCCGCCAAAGUAUACUAAACCAGAUCCUCCACCCCGAAGCGGCGGACCGACUGGGUCGCAUCCGGCUCGUCAAGGAGCAGCGCGCGACCGAUGUGGAGAACCGACUCAUUAUGCUGGCACGGACUGGGCAGCUCAGACAGAAGGUCACAGAGGAACAGCUCAAGGAGCUGCUGAAUGCCGUGGCGGAUACCAAGGAGGAGGAGAAGAUUGUGGUCAGUCGACGGAAGGGGUGGGACGAUGAUGACGAUGAUCUGUUUGAUCUGUAG
Pseudomassariella vexata is the source of this 637-nucleotide messenger RNA. RefSeq names its product PDCD5-related protein. Lineage: Eukaryota; Fungi; Ascomycota; Sordariomycetes; Amphisphaeriales; Pseudomassariaceae. The transcript has 3 exons. The record is from RefSeq and is a predicted model, not a curated record. Gene Ontology annotation, molecular function: DNA binding. Gene Ontology annotation, cellular component: cytosol; nucleus. Bases 194 to 637 code for a protein of 147 amino acids.